Harpia harpyja (harpy eagle) is the source of this 3516-nucleotide messenger RNA. RefSeq names its product calmodulin binding transcription activator 2 (gene CAMTA2). Gene Ontology annotation, cellular component: nucleus. NCBI's taxonomy places the organism in Eukaryota, Metazoa, Chordata, Aves, Accipitriformes, Accipitridae. Gene Ontology annotation, molecular function: double-stranded DNA binding; transcription coregulator activity; protein binding. Gene Ontology annotation, biological process: regulation of transcription by RNA polymerase II. The record is from RefSeq and is a predicted model, not a curated record.
GUGCGCGCUGAGGUCACGCGCCGGCGGCGCUGUCAGCGGUGGCCCCCGGCGGGGCGGGAAGAUGGCGGCCGGCGGCGGGGGCGGAGGCGGCGGCGGAGGCGGCGGCGGCCUCUCAUUGCCGGCAGGUGCGAGCCCUUCCUCCGCGCCCCGAGGGGAGCUCUGAGGGCCCCGUGCCGCACCCCCAAGAUGAGCAGCAAGGAACCCACCGAGGUCUCUGAGAGGAGCCACCUGAAGGUUUUCCUGCCCCGGAAGCUGGUGGAGUGUCUGCCCAAAUGCCCCGUCCUGCCCAAGGAGCAGCUGCGCUGGAACACCAACGAGGAAAUCGCCUCCUAUCUCAUCACCUUCGAGAAACACGACGAGUGGCUCUCCUGCUCCCCCAAGACCAGGCCGCAGAACGGCUCCGUCAUCCUCUACAACCGGAAGAAGGUGAAGUACCGCAAGGAUGGCUAUUGCUGGAAGAAGCGCAAGGAUGGCAAGACCACUCGCGAGGACCACAUGAAGCUGAAGGUGCAGGGGGUGGAGUGCCUCUAUGGCUGCUACGUCCACUCCUCCAUCGUCCCCACCUUCCACCGUCGCUGCUACUGGCUGCUGCAGAACCCCGACAUCGUCCUGGUUCACUACCUGAACGUCCCAGCCAUGGAGGAGUGCAGCCGCCCCUGUGCCCCCCCACUGUUUUGCGCCGCCACUGCCGACCCCCGCGAGUGGCUCAAGUGGUCGCAAGAGGAGCUCGUCGCCCAGCUCCGCCCCAUGUUUCACGGGAUGAAGUGGGGCUGCAGUAACGGGGGGGGGGGCCCGGCCGGGCUCUCGCUGGAGCAGCUGGUGCAGCACGUCCUGGAGAGUCACCAAGCGCGGCCGCCCCCCCGCACCCACGCCUGCCUCUGCGCCGGGGGGCUGGGCACCCCAGGCCACAAGUGCGGCAGCACCAAACACCGCAUCAUCUCCCCCAAAGUGGAGCGGGGGGGGCGGGGGGGCAGCAGCGGCGGCCGAGCCCCCCAAAGCCGCCCCCUCCUCCCCCGACACCACCCAACCCUCCCCAGGCCUGGGGGGGCCCCCCCCCCGAAGGGCCCCCCCCUUUUCCCCCGGGCCUCCCCCUUUUACCCCCGCCGGGGCCAAACCUACGGCUGUGAGGCCGAAGCCCCUCCCGGCGCCCCCCCCCCGCUCCCCGAAGCCCCCCCAAAAUUGGGUGGUGAUGAGGAAGAGGAGGAGGAGGAGGGGGUGGGGGCCGGCACCGCCGGCACCCCCCCGGGACCUCGGCGCUACCCGCCGAUCCCCAGCCCCCCUUCGGCCUCCCCUUUGCCGAGCUGCUGGCGGGCACCCCCCCUUCCCCUCCUGCCCCCCCCCGACGAGCCGCCGGUGGCCAUCACCGACUUCUCCCCGGAGUGGUCCUACCCCGAGGGUGGGGUGAAGGUGCUGAUCACGGGGCCGUGGGGCGCCGGCGCCUACAGCUGCCUCUUCGACCGCGUCGCGGUGCCGGCCGCCCUGGUGCAGCCGGGCGUCCUGCGCUGCUACUGUCCCCCGCACGAGGCAGGUGUGGCCGCCCCUGCGCGUGGCCUGCCCCCCCCCGGCUCCUUUCGGCUGCUGCCCCAUUCGAGUACCGGGCACGGGGCGGGGCGACCGGCCCCCCCCGGAUCCCAGCUGGACUGGUUGUCCCUCGAUGGUGAAGGCCCAGUUCCGUCUGUCCAUCCUGGAGCGGCUGGAGCAGCUGGAGACGCGGCUGGGGGCCCUGGCCCCCCCCGCGGCCCCCCCCCCCCCCCACGGGGAGCCCCCCCGGAGACCCCGCCGGAGCAGGGGCCGGGGUCCUGCUUCGAGGCGCGGGUGGUGGCCGUCUGCGAGGCCAUGAUGGCGCGGCCGGGCUGGCUGGGGACAUCGUCGUCGUCGUCGUCGUCAUCAUCAUCGGGGACCUCGUCGUCGUCAUCGGGAACGGCGCUGGCCCAUGGGGCCACCUUCCGCGGGAUGACGCUGCUGCACCUGGCGGCUGCCCAGGGCUACGCCGGCCUGGUGGAGGCCCUGCGGCGCUGGCGGGCGCUGGCGGCCGACAGCCUGGAGCUGGAGCAGGAGGUCGACCCCCUUAACGUGGACCAUUUCUCCUGCACCCCCCUGAUGUGGGCGUGCGCCCUGGGUCACCGGGAGGCGGCGGAGCGGCUGUGCCGCUGGGACCGGCGGGCGCUGGCCGUCCCCGACACCCUGGGGCGGCUGCCGCUGGGCCUGGCCCGCGCCCGCGGCCACCUGGCCCUUGUCACCCGCCUGGAGGAGCUGCAGCCGCAGCUGUCACCUGCGUCCCCGCGCUGUCACCUCCCCGGCCUGCGCGUCCCCUCCCCGCUCUCCGCCAGCCCUGACACAGGGCUGAGCACGGCCAGCAGCCUCUCCUCCCCCUCGGGGCUCUCGGAGGGACCAGCCUCCGUCCCCCUGCCCCCCGGCCCUCCCGGCCCCCCCGAGGACGAGAGCUGGGCGCCGCCCCCCCCCAGCCCCCCCCGACGCCGAGCGGAGGUGGUGACGCUGGCCCAGCAGAUCAUCGAGGCCACGCCCGAGCGCAUCAAGCAGGAGGCGCCGGGGGGGCCCCCGGGGACAGCGGGGGGGGCCCCAGCGACGGCGGGGGGGGCCCCUGGGGACGCCAGGGACGCCGGGGCUGAGCGCCGCCAUGGCCUGGCUGGCCACCUACCUGGAGAGCGUCGACCGCCCCCCCGCGCCCCCCCCACAGGUACCCCCCGGAGCGGAGGCGCCCUCCCGGGGGUCCUCGGGGGUCCCCGAGCGGCUGCCCCCCCCCCCCCCUCGGCGGCCGGCUGGGCCGAGUUCCUCAACGCCUCGGGGGGGGGCCGGGGGGAGAGCGCCGUCGCCCUCCUCACCCUCUCCGACCAGGAGCAGCACGAGCUCUACGAGGCCGCCCGCCUCGUCCAGGGCGCCUUCCGCAAGUACCGGGGCCGGAGGCUGAAGGAGCAGCAGGAGAUGGCGGCCGCCGUCAUCCAGCGCUGCUACCGCAAGUAUAAGCAGCUUACCUGGAUUGCUCUGAAGUUUGCGCUGUACCAGCGGAUGACGCAGGCGGCCAUCCUGAUCCAGAGCAAGUUCCGCAGCUACGCGGAGCAGAAGCGGUUCCAGCGGCGGCGGCGCGCGGCCGUCCUCAUCCAGCAGCGCUACCGCAGCCACCGCGAGCACCAGCGCCUGCAGCAGGGCCCCCGCGCCCCCCCCGCCGGCCUGCCCCCACGCCUCCGGGGCACCUUCCUCACCAUCAAGCAGGACCAGGCGGCCCGGAAGAUCAUGCGGUUCCUGCGGCGCUGCCGCCACCGGAUGGAGGAGCUGAAGCAGAGCAAGGAGGGGGACAGUUUACAGAAGCGGGGCCUGGCCUCGUGACGCCCCCACGGGGGGACCCAGGCGUCCUGGGGGGGCUUCCCCGCCCCCGGGGGACCCAGGCAUCCGGGGGGGCAGCCCCUCCCCCCCAAUUCCCCCCCACCCCCACAGGCUUUGCCUUAUCUCUGGUGCCAAGCGCGCCCCCCCCAGACCCCCCCCAGCACCCGGCCGCCU